GAGCCUGGACCAUGAACAGAGAGGCUCAAUCAUUACAGCUUAUAGUCACUGAAAUGAAUACUAAUAAGUUACUCCCGAGCGUUACAAUCUUCCACGAGGUAUACAUAUAUAUACAAGGAUAUGCGAAUUGAAGACCUGACAGGAAAACAGUUCCAAGGAAAAUGUUGAAGCUGAUUUCAUUUCUCUUCAUGUUUGCUACCUCUCUUCUAAAUUUAACCUCUGCAGAGAGGUCUACACACAUUGUCCAUAUGGACAAGUCAUUUAUGCCCAAGGCAUUUGCUAGCCACCAGCAUUGGUACUCAAGUACCCUCAAUUCCUUGAAAUCUACAAGCCCAAAUUCAGAUCCACAGAAACCCCUUGAGCUUCUUUACACCUACGACAAUGUUUUUCACGGUUUCAGUGCAGUGCUAUCCAGAGCUGAACUUGAAGCUGUUAAUAAAUUGCCAGGCUUUGUUUCAGCUUGUAGCGACAGAGUUGCCACGCUCGACACGACACGUUCUACUGAGUUCCUUGGUCUCAAUCCUGUGACAGGACUAUGGCCAGCUGCUAACUAUGGCAAAGAUGUCAUAGUUGGUGUUCUUGACACCGGCGUUUGGCCAGAAAGCCUAAGUUACAAAGAUGAUGGAAUGACAGAUAUUCCGUCAAGGUGGAAAGGAUCGUGUGACGGAGGGUAUGAUUUCAAUUCCUCAUUGUGCAACAAAAAACUCAUCGGAGCCAGAUAUUUCAACAAGGGGCUCUUGGCGGCCAACCCAGAUGACAGGGACAAUAAGUAUUCUGCAAGGGACACUGACGGCCAUGGUACACAUACCUCAUCUAUUGUUGCUGGGAAUUAUGUUGAAGAUGUUUCGUUCUUUGGCUAUGCAAGGGGAAGAGCAAGAGGCGUGGCGCCGCGUGCUAGGUUGGCAAUAUACAAGGUCAGUUUUCGGGAAGGGCGCUAUGCCUCCGAUGUACUUGCUGGUUUGGACCAAGCUGUUGCUGAUGGUGUUGAUGUCAUAUCCAUUUCCUUUGGAUUCAACUCCAUUCCUUUUUAUGAAGACCCAAUUGCAAUAGCCUCCUUUGCUGCAAUGGAAAAGGGUGUAUUUGUCUCGACCUCAGCAGGGAAUUCUGGGGAUACUCCCCGAAGAUUACACAAUGGAAUUCCGUGGGUCCUGACGGUGGCCGCAGGUUCGAUGGAUCGUAGUUUUGGUGGAAGUAUAACUCUAGGGAAUGGAUUAAACUUGAGGGGAUGGUCCUUGUUUCCCGCAAAGGCCGUCGUGAAAGACUCUACUCUUGUCUACAACGAGACAAUAGCUGGUUGCAAUUCCACUGAGUUGCUAUCUGAAUUUCAUGGUGGAACCAUCAUUUGCGAUAACAGCUCCUCUUUCAGUAGUCAAAUUCUUUUCAUCUCUGAAUCAAAUGCAGAUGCUGCAAUCUUCAUCUCGAGUGAUUUUACUUACGAUGAAAAUUCUUUCCAAUAUCCUGGAGCUAUCAUUAGGCCUGAUGAGGCUGCGAAAGUGAUUGACUAUGCUACGAAGGAUGCAAAUCCCACAGUCACUAUCAAGUUCCAACAGACAUUCGUGGGGACAAAGCCAGCACCAAUGGUUGCAGAAUACACCCGACUUGGUCCUUCACCAACCUAUCCAGGAAUCCUGAAACCAGAUCUAAUGGCACCAGGGACAUUAGUUUUAGCAGCCUGGAUACCAGAUGACAGAGUAUCCAACAUUGGCUCCAACAUUGGCUUGUCCAACUCAGAUGACUUCAAUCUUAUUUCCGGUACUUCCAUGGCUUGUCCUCACGGUGCUGGUAUUGCAGCGCUUCUUAAAGGCGCACACCCAGAUUGGAGUCCAGCAGCUAUUCGCUCUUCAAUGGUAACCACAGCAAACCCCUUGGACAAUACUGGAAAUCCAAUCCGAGAGAUUAAUGGCUUCAAUAACCCAAUUGCUUCACCUCUAUCCAUGGGAGCAGGACAAGUCAAUCCGAACAGUGCACUGGAUCCUGGCCUUAUAUACGACGCUACAGCACAAGACUACAUGGAAUUGCUCUGCUCAAUUAAUUACACUCGGAAGCAAAUUCGCACCAUAACAAGAUCCAGUUACAAUUGUUCUAAGGCAUCAUCUGAUCUAAACUAUCCUUCCUUUGUUUCCUUGUAUACUUCCGGGACUAAUGCAUCAACUCAAAACUUUAAAAGGAUUGUCACAAAUGUUGGAGAUGGGGCAGCAACAUAUAAGGCAAAAGUGACACCACCAGAGGGUUCAGUGGUCACCGUCUUCCCGGAGACAUUGGUAUUCAGAAAAAAGUAUGAAAAGCGAAUCUAUUCCCUCACCAUACAUACUAAGAUUGACGAAAAUAACCAAGUUACAUAUGGUGCAGUUAUUUGGGUUGAGGAUAAUGGUAAGCAUAGCGUGAGGAGUCCAAUUGUUGUGACACCAAAAAUUUCAUCUGAUGAUUCGUAGUAAAUAAGCAUUAUCUGCUGCGGUCUAUCCUCUGCAGGGUAGAUAGGCAAUGUCAAACAAAGACGCCAACAGAUGGAAGUGAUCAGAAAUUAUUUGUGAAAUUAGAAGUACUUGUUUCUUUUUUUUCUUUCCUUUUUUUUGUGUUGGAGUUGGAGGUACCAGAAUAAUGGAGGUACCAGAAUGCCUUCCUUUUUUUAGCUGGAAUUUUCAAGCAGCCACAAUGUCCGUGCCUUUUCA
This is a messenger RNA of Coffea eugenioides, 2669 nucleotides long. RefSeq names its product subtilisin-like protease SBT1.9. Bases 162 to 2432 code for a protein of 756 amino acids. The transcript has a single exon. NCBI's taxonomy places the organism in Eukaryota, Viridiplantae, Streptophyta, Magnoliopsida, Gentianales, Rubiaceae. Gene Ontology annotation, biological process: proteolysis. Gene Ontology annotation, molecular function: serine-type endopeptidase activity. The record is from RefSeq and is a predicted model, not a curated record.